Messenger RNA from Colletotrichum destructivum, 1349 nucleotides. RefSeq names its product Putative Thioredoxin domain-containing protein. Gene Ontology annotation, molecular function: thioredoxin peroxidase activity. The record is from RefSeq and is a predicted model, not a curated record. NCBI's taxonomy places the organism in Eukaryota, Fungi, Ascomycota, Sordariomycetes, Glomerellales, Glomerellaceae. Gene Ontology annotation, cellular component: cytoplasm. The transcript is spliced from 2 exons. The coding region runs from base 302 to 1081 and encodes 259 amino acids. Gene Ontology annotation, biological process: cellular response to oxidative stress; cell redox homeostasis.
CCACUCAGUCACCACCACCACCGCAGAACAUCUGCAUCGCAUCAGCCCCCUGGUCCCGGCUGAAGCUCUGGCCAUGGCCACCUGUGAUUGGUUCGUCCCGAGGACGUCCUCUUGAACCUCCUGUUUACCUCCCAUCUUCCCUCGACUCCCAUAUCCCCCUCUCAUCUGUUGUAAUUUCACCCGUUUUCCCCAUCGCAUCCGGAUCGCAUCAUCAGCGUGACGCCGCUACCCAAGUCGCCCAUCCUUUGCGACACCUAUUGCAUCCUUGUUUCCCACAGCAAUCCCAUCCCGAGUAGACGCCAUGCCCGUCGAGCUUCGCAAGCGCAAAGCCCCCGAGCCUGCCCCGGCUCCGGCGCCCAAGAAGGCCUCCUCCAAGGUCGCCAAGGCCGCAGAGAAGGUCAAGGGCGCCGUCAAGGGCAAUACCGAGAAGCCUGUCGAGACAGUCGUCGAUGAGCCUGCCGACAAGCCUACCGCCGCCAAUGGCUCCGACAAGAAGGUCAAGGCAAUUAAGGGUGAGAUAAUCGACCUCGACGGCUUCGGCGGCGAGAUCGAGACCAACGAAGGCGACAAGACGACUCUGAAGGAGCUCGUCGACAAGAGCAAGGCCGGCGUUGUCCUCUUCACCUACCCCAAGGCCUCGACUCCCGGAUGCACCAAGCAAGCCUGUCUCUUCCGAGACUCGUACGAGCCGCUGACCAAGACGGGAUUCGCUAUCUAUGGCCUGUCCACGGAUUCGCCCAAAGCCAAUACCACCUUCAAGGAGAAGCAGAAGCUGCCUUACCCGUUGCUUUGCGACCCCAAGGCCACCCUAAUUGGUGCCAUCGGCUUGAAGAAGGCGCCCAAGAGCACCCAGCGCGGCGUCUUUGUAGUUGAUAAGGCCGGCAAGGUUCUCAUUGCCGAGCCCGGCAGUCCCGCCGGCACCGUCGAGGUCGUCACGGCGCUCGUUGAGGGCGGCGAUGUCGAGGCUGCCGCGGACGCCGCUGCCGUCGAUGCCAAGGAGGAGGAGCCAGCCAACGGCGAGACCAAGACCGCCGAGGAGAAGGAGGAUGCCGCCGAGAAGAAGGAUGGAAAGGACGAGUAAUUACAGUACUUCUGCGUAAGUAGAAAUCGUGAUGGGAAAACAUGUGAUUGCGAACGAAAGGGCUGGGUAGGACACGGGGCGAUCUUCUUGUAACCGUAUAGUCGCUGGGAAUUGAUUGACUGGCGUUUUUGGUCUUGUGCACUCGCUCUCCCGCUUCAGUGACGGCGCUGCGAUGCACUGCAAUCAUUGCAUGAUUCCGGAUACCGGGUGCCAUACCAACGCACGGCCAAAUCGUCAAUCGCCCCCCAGAACCUCUUGAGUGAGUGGC